AACGUGGCAACACUGAAUAUACCUACCAUGCCGAUUAUUUCUUCUUAAUUGACAGAUUUGUGGCUGAUGCAAUAAUUUUUAUCAAUUUUCCCAAUAUUUUUCUAUUAAAUCCCUAAAGGAGAUUCUGAGAUUCGACCUUAUUCUUCCAUAUUCAAGUGAGGAAAUGGCUGAAGACGAAGCGAUUUUUGAUCCUACUUUGAAAAAGAAAAAGAAGAAGAAGAAAACUUCGUUUGACAUCGAUGCUGCUCUAGCUGAAGGCAAUUCUGAAAAUGAUCCCUCUGUCAGCAAUCUUCCUGAAGCAGAAUCUAAAGCGGAUGAUGAUCAAGAUGACACAAAUCUGGAUGUUGAUCUUGACUUCACAAAAAAGAAAAAGAAGAAAAAGAAACCCUUCACGGCAGAUGACUUAGAUGCAGUAGUUCCUGAUAACAGAACAGAGAUUGUUUUAGAUGGCAAUGGUGAAGUGGAUGGGGCAGUAGACGAUACCUUUGAUGUAGAGUUGGACUUCAGCAAAAGUAAAAAGAAGAAAAAGACCAAGAAGAAAAAUUUAGAUGAGCUAAUAGCUGAAGCAGAGGAAAAAGAUGAUGAUCAGGAGAAUGUUGAUGAUAAUUCAACAAUAUGGGCCGGAUCUGACAGAGAUUACACCUACGAUGAAUUGUUGAAUCGUGCCUUUGAAAUUAUGAGGGAUAAGAACCCUGACAUGGCAGCAGGAAAGAAACAAAAGUUCAUGAUGAGACCACCACAAGUAGUCAAGAUUGGCGCCAAGAAGACUUCAUUUGCCAACUUUACAGAAAUUUGCAAAAUGUUGCAUCGUCAACCAAAACAUCUGUUGGACUUUUUGCUGGCUGAAUUGGGUACAAGUGGGUCUGUUGAUGGUAAUAACCAACUUAUUAUCAAAGGACGGUUCCAACAGAAACAGAUCGAAAACGUUUUAAGAAGAUAUAUUAAAGAAUAUGUUACGUGUCAUACAUGUAGAUCUCCUGAUACCAUCCUCCAAAAAGACACCAGAUUGUUCUUUUUACAAUGUGAAACGUGUGGAUCACGCUGUUCAGUAGCUAGCAUUAAAUCAGGUUUUCAGGCUGUCACUUCCAAGCGUGCGGCGAUUCGAGCCAAAACUGCAUAGGGUGCUCAAAUGCAAUAAAAUUAGACAGUUCGAAUGCUAUUAUAAGGCACUUUUAUAUGCUAUUCUUUCGAGUGCUGAUGAUUUGAUGUUGAAUGUCUGUUAUGAUUUGUACAAUAAAACUAGGUGAAUUGUUAAAUAAAACUGACAAGCCAAUAUCUAUAAUUUUAUAUUUUUGUUUUUUUCAUUAACAAAUAUAUUUUUUUCGCAAA
Molecule: messenger RNA, 1329 nt
Organism: Leptinotarsa decemlineata (Colorado potato beetle)
Lineage: Eukaryota; Metazoa; Arthropoda; Insecta; Coleoptera; Chrysomelidae
Gene: eIF2beta
Product: eukaryotic translation initiation factor 2 subunit beta
Biological process (GO): formation of translation preinitiation complex; translational initiation
Cellular component (GO): eukaryotic translation initiation factor 2 complex
Molecular function (GO): translation initiation factor binding; translation initiation factor activity; mRNA binding
Source: RefSeq, a predicted model, not a curated record